Molecule: messenger RNA, 3030 nt
Organism: Cordyceps fumosorosea ARSEF 2679
Lineage: Eukaryota; Fungi; Ascomycota; Sordariomycetes; Hypocreales; Cordycipitaceae
Product: Glycoside hydrolase, family 35
Exons: 8
Coding region: 1-3030 (1009 amino acids)
Biological process (GO): carbohydrate metabolic process
Cellular component (GO): vacuole
Molecular function (GO): beta-galactosidase activity
Source: RefSeq, a predicted model, not a curated record
AUGAAGCUUUCUUUUACCUUGCUGGCGGCUGUUGCCGCGCCGGCAACCCGUUGCCUCACACUCGGAAGUCGCUCCAAAUCGUACAACGUGAUCCACGAGCCCGGCAAGCGCGAACUCCUGCAGGACCUCAUCACCUGGGACUCGCAGUCGCUCUUCAUCCGCGGCGAGCGCGCGCUGCUCUUCUCUGGCGAGGUCCACCCGUUCCGCCUGCCGGUACCCUCGCUCUACCUCGACGUCCUCCAGAAGAUCCGCGCGCUGGGCUUCAACACUGUCUCCUUCUACGUCGACUGGGCGCUGCUCGAGGGCAAGCCGGGAGAGUUCCGCGCCGACGGCAUCUUCGCGCUCGAGCCCUUCUUCGAGGCCGCGACCAAGGCCGGUAUCUACCUGCUCGCCCGGCCGGGGCCGUACAUCAACGCCGAGGUCUCCGGCGGCGGCUACCCGGGCUGGCUGCAGCGCGUCAAGGGCCUGCUGCGCACUGACGCCCCGGACUAUCUCGCGGCGACCGACAACUACAUGGCCAACAUUGGCGCCAUUAUCGCCAAGGCCCAAAUCACAAACGGAGGGCCGGUCAUUCUGUUCCAGCCGGAGAAUGAGUACAGCGGUGCCUCCGUGUCCCCGUUCCCAAACAAAAAGUACAUGCAGUACGUCAUUGACCAGGCUCGCAAGGCCGGCAUCGUGGUGCCGCUGAUCGACAACGACUCCUAUCCCGGCGGCACUGGUGCGCCUGGCACCGGUGAGGGCGAAGUCGACAUUUAUGGGUUUGACUCUUAUCCCCUUGGAUUUGACUGCGCUCAUCCGGAUGUGUGGCCGGCAGGUAACUUGCCCACCGACCUGCACAAGACGCACAUGCGACUAAGUCCAAGCACGCCCUUCUCGAUAGUUGAGUUCCAAGGCGGAUCUUAUGAUCCUUUUGGUGGCUACGGCUUUGAUCAAUGCUACAAGCUGGUGAACCACGAAUUCUCUCGCGUCUUUGACAAGAACAACCUUGCUGCGGGUGUGAAUAUCUUCAACAUCUACAUGAUCUUUGGCGGCACCAACUGGGGAAACCUAGGUCAUCCCAAUGGGUAUACAUCGUACGACUACGGUGCUAGCAUCCGAGAAGACCGCUACAUUGACCGCGAGAAAUACUCUGAGACGAAGCUGGAAGCGCAGUUCAUGCGCGUUUCCCCCUCCAUUCUGGAAACAACGCCUGGCGAUGCCACCACGGGUGUGUACAGCGACAGCAAGGACAUUGCUAUCACGCCCAUGCUCUCCAAAAAGGCCGGCAACUACUUCGUCGUCCGACAUGCCGACUACCAAAGCCUUAACUCGACGUCGUACGUCGUGAAGCUGCCUACCUCGCAAGGAACGCUGUCCAUCCCGCAGGCCGGCGGCAGGCUGACCUUGUCCGGCCGCGACUCCAAGUUCCACGUCACCGACUACGUGAUGGGAGACUAUACUCUGCUCUACUCCACGGCUGAGAUCAUGACCUGGCAAAAGUUCGACAAUCGGACACUUGUCAUCCUAUACGGCGGCGCCGGCGAGAUGCACGAGUUCGCGCUGAAGAACGCCGUGCGGGUGGGCGACAGCUACGGCAGCAGCGUGGCCUAUCAGCAGCGAAACAGCUCCGUCAUCGUCCAGUUCACGCCGACGCCGGAGCGUCAGGUCAUUCGCAUCGGCGACCUUACCGUGUUCAUGCUCGAUCGCAAUAGUGCCUACGACUACUGGGUGCCGGUCCUCCCCAAGGACGGCUCCGCGUACGGCAGCUCCGUGAUGAACCCCGACACCAUCAUCGUCAACGGGGGCUAUCUCGUCCGCUCCGCCUCCGUCAGCGGCGCCACCGUGUCCAUCCAAGCCGACUUCAACCAAACCACCUCCCUCGAGGUCAUCGGGGCGCCCCGACGCGCCUCCAAGCUCUCCGUCAACGGCAAGCCCACACGCUUCAAGAAGACCGCCGACGGCACCUGGCUGUCUACGCCGUCCAUCCGCCUCCCUACCUCCGUGCCGCUGCCUGACCUCCGUGCCCUCAACUGGCACGCCGUCGACUCGCUGCCCGAGAUCCGGCCCGCAUACGAUGACGCGCUCUGGACGCGCGCCAACCUCACCGCGACCCCAAACCCGCGCGGCGCGCCGCUCCGCACGCCCGUGUCGCUGUACGGUGCCGACUACGGCUUCAACGCGGGCGCCCUGCUCUUCCGCGGCACCUUCACCGCCGCCGGCGAUGAGGACCAGCUCUUGCUCACCACGUCGGGCGGCACCGCCUACGCCGCCGCCGCGUGGAUCGACGACGUCUUCGUCGGGUCCUUUGCCGGCCGCAAGGACUGGGAUACCGUCAUCGUCACGCACACCAUCCCACCGCAGCCCGCCGGCAGCCGCCACGUGCUGACGGUCGUCGUCGACAGCAUGGGAUUCAACGAGAACCUGACGCCCGGCAACGAUGACAUGAAGGCGCCCCGCGGCAUCCUCGACUACCAGCUGCACUCCACCGCGAACAGCACCCGCGGGCCAACGCCCAUCACCGACUGGAAGAUUGCCGGGAACCUCGGCGGCGAGGACUACCGGGACCGCUUCCGCGGGCCGCUGAACGAGGGUGGCUUCUUCUUCGAGCGCAGCGGCUACCACCAGCCGUCGCCGCCGCUCGACCGCUUCGCCAAGGCCUCGCCGUUCAACGGCACCGCCGAGGCCGGCGUCAGCUACUACGCGGCCAAGUUCGACCUGGACCUCCCCGCCGACGAGUACGACAUCCCCAUCGCGGUGCGCUUCGACGGCGACGGCAACGCGCCGACGUACCGCGCGCUGCUCUACGUCAACGGCUUCCAGUACGGCAGGUACGUGAGCAACAUUGGCCCGCAGACCGAGUUCCCGGUGCCCGAGGGCAUCCUCAACUACAAUGGAGAGAACUGGCUGGGCGUCGCCGUCUGGGCCAUGGACAGUGACGGCGCCAGGAUCCCAGGCCUGUCCCUCACUUCCCGUCCGCCAGUCUUGACGAGCAGGAACAAGGUUGAACUUGUCAAGGGGCCGUCGUAUACCAAGCGCGAUGGCGCAUUCUAA